AUGGUCAAUGUGCCAAACACCCGAAGGACUUACUGUAAGAAGUGUGGAACGCAUCAGCCUCACAAAGUGACCCAGUAUAAGAAGGGCAAGGAUUCCUUGUAUGCCCAGGGGAAGAGGUGCUAUGAUCGGAAGCACAGUGACUAUGGGGGGCAGACUAAGCUGAUUUUCCAGAGGAAGGCCAAAACCACAAAGAAGAUUGUGCUGAGGCUUGAGUGUGUGGAGCCUACCUGCAGAUCCAAGAGGAUGCUGGCCAUAAAGAGAUGCAAGCUUUUUGAACUGGGAGGAGAAAAGAAGAGAAAGGGUCAAGUGAUCCAGUUCUAA
Molecule: messenger RNA, 321 nt
Organism: Hipposideros armiger (great roundleaf bat)
Lineage: Eukaryota; Metazoa; Chordata; Mammalia; Chiroptera; Hipposideridae
Product: 60S ribosomal protein L36a-like
Exons: 1
Coding region: 1-321 (106 amino acids)
Biological process (GO): translation
Cellular component (GO): ribosome
Molecular function (GO): structural constituent of ribosome
Source: RefSeq, a predicted model, not a curated record